GUCUCAAAACAAACAAAUAACAGAAAAACCAAGACUCAUUUUAUUUUGUCAUAAUUCUGUAAGUCAGGGGUUUGGGCAGGGUUCCGCUGAGCAGUUCUUCUCCAUGUAGUCAUAGCUAGGGUCAUUCAUAGCUGUAUUCAACUGGUGGAUGAGCUGGGCUGGUAGGUCAAGGAGGUUCCAUUAAUAGGUCUGGCACCUUGGUGCUUUUCUUUAUUUUCACAUGACUUUUUCCUUUUUUUAAAUCAGGCAACCUCCUGAGCCGGAGCAGGCUCAGAGAGACUCCUACCUUCGUGCUCUUCUACAUGGCCUCUCUCUCCAUGUGGGCACCUUGGGCUUCCUCAUAGUAUGGUGGCCUCCAGAUGGUCAACCUUCUUAUAUGGUGUUAGGCUUCAAAGCGGAAGCAUUCCCAAAGGAGCAAAAGUGGAGACUGCAUAGCUGUUAAGGCCUGGCGCUGCAAAGUACCCAGCACACCUUCUGCCACGUAGUAUUGGUCAAAACCAGUCACAGGGCUGGCCCAGACUUAAGGAGAGGAGAAACAAACCCAAACCGUAUCUCUUGGUGAGAGGAAUGGAAAAUUAUAUGCUCCAUCUUUAGUCUACCAUACUUGGCUUCUGGGAACUGAAUAGCCCUAACCAUGCUGAUGGCGCUGACCCACUUUUAAAUCUAAACCACAGUAUACUAUGUUGGAACAAUUUAUAGGUCUUUAUUCCCCACUGAGUAGAGAGGGCCUGGAGAACAGGAGGUGGUUUCUUUUUCUUUCCAUUUUUUUUUUCCCCAUGUGUUUUCAGAAUGUAACACAUACAAGGCAUUCAGGGAAUGCUACCAUUGGAUGCACACAUCACAUAAGCAUUCACUGGUUGUCAAAACAUGGUGUAUAUAAGAAUCCCUGGGAGCUGUUAAAAAUGCGUGCAGAUUUCUGAACAAGACCUGGGCCCAGGCCCUCUGAAUCCAAAUCUCUAGGGCAGAAGUUUUCAGUCUUGGCUGCACAUGAAAAGAUACGAGUGCCAGGCCUUCACCCCAGAGACCCAGUUUCUGUCGAUCUGGGGUGAGCUCAAACACAUUUAAGUCUCCUCAGAUGAUUCUAAUGUGAGGCCAGGGUGAAGAACCAGUGCCCUAGGAUUAGAACCAGCCAUCUCUGCUAACCUCCCCAGAUGAUUCUGAUGCAGGUGGUCCAUGACAGGGUGACCAACACCCUUGGCUUGCUCCGAUUUUAGCACUAAAAGUCGCACAUCCCGAGAAACUCCUAGUCCUGUGCAAGCCAGAUGGUUGGUCAUUAUCAAUGGACCACUAUUGAAAAAAAAUUCUAGAUGAGGCAGUGAAAGCCUUUUUUGAAAAAUGCCCACAAGUAUCUAUUGAAAGCCAUGAUUUUGUCUCCUUACUUAAGGGCCUGAGCCAACUGUCCUUGAAUUAAGGGGUAAGUGCCUCACGGUCACUGUUUUCCUUCAGCCUUGUGCUCUGGUGUGCUAGGUCUGUUAACUCAUACAAAUAAUGUGUCUGUCUUUGAGAAUUCUUUCAGACUAUAUCCCUUAGUGCACACACCACAGCUUUGAAAGCCCAAUCACAACCAACAAAGAUGAUGUGUUUAGGAUAAUACGAGAUACAGGAUGAAAUUCCUAUGUCUUCUACACCAGUGUGUAUUAUUAUCACCAUCACAAAUACUUAUAACAGGGUACACAAAUAUAUGUAAUAUGUUACAUAGCUGUGGGGCGGCCCAGACUCUGGUCUGAGAUUCCUGGGUUUGUGCUCCAGCUUUGCUGUCACUAGGUAUGUAAUCAUGGAUGCCUCUUUUUUGCCCUAGUUGUUCACCUACAAAAUGGGAAUAAUAAAGAUGUCUUCUUCACAGAGCAGAUGGGAGGAUCCAGAAAAUAAUAUAAGCGAAAGUGGUUUUGUAGAGUGAGAAGGCUGAGGUAUUAUGAUGGUCUUUGAAUGGGAGGGACUUGAAGAAAUGAUUCCGUGAGAGGCCCUGCACGUGACUGGGGUUCUCUCUGGUCCCCCUACCCUGAACCAUGGCCCGCCUGGGAAGUUUCAAGGAAUAAGCUUUUGACACAGAGUGGACCAUGGAGAGAGCUCAGGAAGCAGAGUUGUCUACCUUAGUUGCCCUAACUGCUGAGGUCAAGUGUGCUUUGCUUCAGGAAAAAGCAAAGCUUUUGGAAAUGGGCGUUUGUGAAGGCAUUUUUUGUUUUUAAAUCUUUUGCCUAUUUAUUCCAAGUGUAUCCUCAGAAACGUAGCCAAAAGAAAACAACCACAACCACAAACCUGUAAUACUGAAAAGCCAGUUCUUAAUUUCUGUAGCUAAAAAAGCAUCCUUUCAGGCUGUAACCGCAGAGAGAUUGCUGCAGGCCUCUGACAUAAUGACAGUUUGCAGUGUGAUGAAGGAGGCUGCUAAGCUCUGUGGCCCAGAGGCCCAAUCCUGGCCUCUCCAAUUACCCAGGCGCCUAGCAACACCACCAAAAGUCUCCAUGCCAGGCCCAGCUGGGCAGCAAUUGGCUACACCCAGCACAGCCCACUGCCCAGCCUCCUGAGCUUCCCAGCCACAUCAAGGCUGGUCUCAGCCCCGGCAGGGGCCCGCCUGGUACCAACGAAUGGGUGGGGCCAGCUGUUUAGAAAAAACAAUUCACAUAUUUAAAAGCUCCCUGUUUGAAUGCAGUUAGGCAAGCGGCACAAGCUCACAACUAAAAGUGUCUGCCAUGGAAAAGGAGUUGUUGUAAGGGUGUUGGCCUUGCCAGGGCCCUUCUGGGUGAGGCGAAGAAGGGAAGGAAAGGCCUUGGAAAGCAGUGGUUGCGCCAGACAGCCCAGGGAAGAGCCACAGCCUGAGGACCUAGGGCCACCUGCUGUUCCCUGGGAUUCAUGUCCUUCUCGGGUGGAGGGAGAACCCAGGACAAUGGCUGCUGUUCAUGAUCUGGAGAUGGAGAGCAUGAAUCUGAAUAUGGGGAGAGAGAUGAAGGAAGAGCUGGAGGAAGAGGAGAAAAUGAGAGAGGAUGGGGGAGGUAAAGAUCCUGCCAAGAGUAGAAAGGUCCACAGGAUCGUCUCAAAAUGGAUGCUGCCCGAAAAGGCCCGAGGAACAUACUUGGAGAGAGCUAACUGCUUCCCGCCCCCUGUGUUCAUCAUCUCCAUCAGCCUGGCCGAGCUGGCAGUGUUUAUUUACUAUGCUGUGUGGAAGCCUCAGAAACAGUGGAUCACCUUGGACACAGGCAUCUUGGAGAGUCCCUUUAUCUACAGUCCUGAGAAGAGGGAGGAAGCCUGGAGGUUUAUCUCAUACAUGCUGGUACAUGCUGGAGUUCAGCACAUCUUGGGGAAUCUUUGUAUGCAGCUUGUUUUGGGUAUUCCAUUGGAAAUGGUCCACAAAGGCCUCCGUGUGGGGCUGGUGUACCUGGCAGGAGUGAUUGCAGGGUCCCUUGCCAGCUCCAUCUUUGACCCGCUCAGAUAUCUUGUGGGAGCUUCAGGAGGAGUCUAUGCUCUGAUGGGAGGCUAUUUUAUGAAUGUUCUGGUGAAUUUUCGAGAAAUGAUUCCUGCCUUUGGAAUUUUCAGACUGCUGGUCAUCAUCCUGAUAAUUGUGUUAGACAUGGGAUUUGCUCUCUACAGAAGGUUCUUUGUUCCUGAAGAUGGGUCUCCGGUGUCUUUUGCAGCUCACGUUGCAGGUGGAUUUGCUGGAAUGUCCAUCGGCUACACGGUGUUUAGCUGCUUUGAUAAAGCACUGCUGAAAGAUCCAAGGUUUUGGAUAGCAAUCGCUGCUUAUUUAGCUUGUGUCUUAUUUGCUGUGUUUUUCAACAUUUUCCUAUCUCCGGCAAACUGACCUGCUCCUAUUAUAAGCCAAUUAAUAAAAAGAGCCAUCUGGAUGGGGGAAAAAAAAAGGAAGACUCUAUGAAGAAACAGAAGUCUCAGCAAAGGUUAACAACUUUAUAUAGAGGAAAAAACAGCAUUAAACUCAUCAGUUGCAAAGAUUGCCUACAAAAGGACCUUAGGAUUUAAGGAAGGGGCUUCUUAAUGUAGAAACGGAAGAAGAAGAGAGAAAAGAAGGGUAGUAAAAACUGGAGAUUGGGGCCAGGAGCACUGGCUCAUGCCUGUAAUCCCAGCACUUUGGGAGGCUGAGGUGGGUGAAAUCACCUGAGGUCAGGAGUUCAAGACCAGCCUGACCAAUAUGGUGAAACCCUGUCUCUACUAAAGAAAAUACAAAAAUUAGCUGGGUGUGGUACUGCGUGCCUGUAGUCCCAGCUACUUGGGAGACUGAGGCAGGAGAAUUGCUUGAACCUGGGAGGCAAAGGUUGCAGUGAGCUGAGAUCACACCACUGCAGUCCAGCGUGGGUGAUAGAGCGACACUCCGUCUCAAAAAACAAAACAAAACUAGAGAUUGGGUCUUUCUUUCCCAGGCAUAUGGUAUUCUAUAAACCAGACUUCUCCUUGGAGGAUAUAUUUUGGAGAAUGCUUCAUAAAAUCAAUGAAUACUGUACAAUGCUGAUAAUAAAAACUUUUUAUACCUGUGUCAGACUCCUGAUAAUCACUUUAAAAUAGAUCACUGUUUCAGAAGAUAGAACUGUUUGAGGUGUUUUACAUACUUUAUUGAUAAUGUUAUCAACAACCCAGAGAGGUAGUUAUUACUCUGCAUCUUAGAGUAAUCGUAAAGAAUCCCUUAAAUAAACCCUUAAAGAAUUACGUACUUGUCUGAGGGGAGCAGCAUUUAAACAUAGGUAAUGACUUGGAAACCUGUAGUCUCUCCUAGAGGUCCAACAGUGCUGUGUUCCCCCAAUACUGAAGAGUAUCAUAGGAGUACAGGAACAAACAUCUAUGCGGGGUACACCAUGAAUGGUGGAAAUAUCUCAUAGAAGAAGACUGAGGAUUUUCUGGACUUGCUAGUUUAAAGAUUCUGAUACCGUGUCUAAGAUCCCAAGGAACCUGGCACUGGCUUUCUGGUGGAACAUAUAUACCUAGACUUCAGAUUCUCAUCUGUGAUCAGACUGUCAUCCUUCGUGUGGCUCAUGGCUCUCCUAGGAGUGGGUAGGAUUUAUUUACAAAAGGUAAA
Messenger RNA from Cercocebus atys (sooty mangabey), 5017 nucleotides. RefSeq names its product rhomboid, veinlet-like 2 (Drosophila) (gene RHBDL2). Gene Ontology annotation, molecular function: serine-type endopeptidase activity. The transcript has 8 exons. Gene Ontology annotation, cellular component: membrane. The record is from RefSeq and is a predicted model, not a curated record. NCBI's taxonomy places the organism in Eukaryota, Metazoa, Chordata, Mammalia, Primates, Cercopithecidae. The coding region runs from base 2642 to 3793 and encodes 383 amino acids.